Molecule: messenger RNA, 6396 nt
Organism: Triplophysa rosa
Lineage: Eukaryota; Metazoa; Chordata; Actinopteri; Cypriniformes; Nemacheilidae
Gene: map2k7
Product: mitogen-activated protein kinase kinase 7
Exons: 12
Coding region: 42-1355 (437 amino acids)
Biological process (GO): protein phosphorylation
Molecular function (GO): ATP binding; protein kinase activity
Source: RefSeq, a predicted model, not a curated record
AGUGAGUGGCGGCGCUCGAUGGUGCUGCUGAAGUUUUCAAGAUGUCGCUGGAGCAGAGACUCUCCCGAAUCGAGGAGAAACUCAAGCAGGAAAAUAAAGAAGCCCGCAAACGAAUCGACCUGAACAUCGACAUGAGCCCGCAGCGCUCGCGUCCGAGGCCAAUCAUCGUGAUCCAGCUAAGUCCAGCUCCAGCCCCCUCCCAGCGCGCAGCUCUGCAGUUACCGCUGGUGAACGACAGAGGAAGUCGCUCGUCGUCCACGGAAAGCUCUCCCCAACACCCCUCGUACCCCAACAAACCCCGGCAAAUGCUCACGCUUCCCACACCGCCCUACUGCCUGCAGAAGAGCCUCGAAAAUGCUGAGAUCGACCAGAAGCUGCAGGAAAUAAUGAAGCAGACCGGUUACCUGAAGAUUGACGGACAGCGUUACCCGGCUGAAGUGGCGGAUCUGAUCAGUGAGGGCGAGAUCGGCAGUGGAACAUGUGGACAGGUGUUUAAAGUUCGCUUUAAGAAGACGGGUCAUGUCAUCGCUGUCAAGCAAAUGAGAAGGACGGGUAAUAAAGACGAGAAUAAGAGGAUCCUCAUGGAUCUGGACGUUGUGUUGAAGAGUCAUGACUGUCCAUACAUCAUCCAGUGCUACGGAGCUAUAGUCACCAAUACGGAUGUGUUCAUCGCCAUGGAACUAAUGGGGACGUGUGCAGAGAAGCUGAAGAAGAGGAUCCAGGGGCCCAUACCAGAGGCCAUUCUGGGAAACAUGACCGUAGCUAUCGUGAAAGCUCUGCUGUACCUGAAGGAGAAACACGGUGUGAUUCACCGAGACGUUAAGCCAUCUAAUAUCUUGUUGGAUGCCAAAGGGCAAAUCAAGCUGUGUGAUUUCGGCAUUAGCGGAAGAUUGGUGGAUUCUAAAGCUAAGACUCGCAGUGCUGGAUGUGCCGCGUACAUGGCGCCUGAGAGAAUAGACCCUCCAGACCCUAGUAAACCAGACUAUGACAUCAGAGCUGACGUCUGGAGUCUCGGCAUUUCACUGGUGGAGCUAGCCACAGGACAGUUUCCUUAUAAGAACUGCAAGACAGACUUCGAAGUCCUGACCAAAGUCCUUCAAGAGGACCCACCAGUCCUUCCUCUCAGCAUGGGCUUUUCUCCAGACUUCCAGUCCUUUGUUAAAGACUGCCUCACAAAGGAUCACAGAAAAAGGCCAAAAUACCACAAGCUGCUUGAACACAGUUUCAUUCGACGUUACGAGGUGUCGGAGGUGGACGUGGCGGGCUGGUUCCAGACGGUGAUGGACCGCACAGAGUCUCCGCGCAGCAGUCAGUGCUUCAGUCACCACCAGCUUCACUCUCUCUUCAGCAGGUAGCCAGACGGAGAGCGAGAACCACGUGAUAUGGAGAGUUUGGUUUGGAGACGGACAGACAGGUUUUAAAUGUAAAUUAUGGAAUGGAAGGAGCAGUGGAAACACAGAUUGUAAAAGACGAAAUGGCUGUAAAGUAAGAGAGAAUGUUCGUUUGGGAGUUUGACCGAUCGACAGACACUCCUGAGCAGGUUCAAUGUCAAUUUGAAAUACUUUUGUCGUCCUCCACCCGUCGAACAGGAUGGAACGUUACAUGGUCACAGUUACACACUCUCAUUGUGACACGCACACACACACAUGCACGUUUACGGUACUACACUGUUUAAUUGCUGAUAAGUAUUCCUCACCGCACACAGUACGAUUUAUAUACUUCUGCGCCGAGGAUCUGCUUAAGCUAAAUCCGUUCUCCUCACGUUCAAUAUCAACACGUUCUCCGUAGCCCCUUACUCAGGGACUGAACAGAGUAGUCAUACAACACUGUGCAAUGGUGUGUGUGUGUGUGUGUGUGUGUGUGUGUGUGUUAGGUUUAUCGGUUCUACCGUUCUGCAAAAUGACGCAAAUAGGGAAAGAAUUUAUGAUAUAUGGCUCAGUUAUAUGUUUUGUAGAAGUGUUAUUUUCUGUGCUAGGGAGCGUCAUCCAAUAUUUCAGUAAUAGUGACUAGGAUUUUAAUAAAUGGAGAUUUUAGAGGUCAAACUUUUAAUACUUGAUGUUUAGAUUGUUAUAAUAGAUUUGGUAUAGAAUAAUGAUGAAGAAAACUGCAUAUGAAAAUAAAACUAGUGGUUGACCGAUAUGUAUUUUCUACUUAAUGCAAAACCGAUACAAUGCUUAGUCAUAUUACAGCAAAAAAAUAUGAACUUAAACAUUUAACACAGUUUUUCCUCAAAGUUCACUAAAUUAAAUUGAAAUUGAAAAGUAGGGAUGUAACGAUUCACUUAGCCCGCGAUGCGAUUCACAAUACUGAUCUCACGAUACGAUUUAUUUUUACAAAAUGAGUUAGACAAAUUAGAAAUGAACAACUGCCCUUUUAUUAUUUCUCAAAUGCUGCACGUUUCUUUGUGAAUUUUUUUUUUGUCAAAUAACAAACCUGAAAGACUCUUUAAUAUAAACAAACUAAGACUUUGUCUGUGCUUUUCUUGGAUUUUUUUACAUUUAAGAAAUAUCGGCAUAACCACUUUUUCCAAGUUUGCCGUAAACACAGAGGCCCCUGCUGUUCAAAACAUGUAUUGCGAUUCAAAUAACAUCUCAACCGGCUUGAAUCGUCACAUAUUAAAAUCGAUUUUCAACCGGCUCACGGUGAAGCGUUGCAUCCCUAUCGAAGAUUUUGUCCAUCGACAAGAUUUUGAAAUUGACUAAGUAGCGGUAAAUAUCGGCAUGCUAUUUGGCCAGAUAUUGGUCUAUCACUAGAAAAAAAAAUUGUCCAGAUGCACACCUUAGGUGGGUGUUAGAAGUAUGAGUUAAGAGUUUUAUCUGUGACUAUUGGAAGACUAGCUGAACGAUGUCGUAGUCGCUUUUAUUUAUCCAUUGAAAGAGACAAGCGUAGCAGUUUUCCGUGAAGAGGAGGAGAGAGAGACGUUUUUGAGUGUUUCCUCAUUGAUAAACUUUCUGAUCUGAUUCACUCGACUCAUCAAUGUUUGUUGUGUCAUUUCAUUCUGUUUCCAUAAGCAUUAGAGUUCCCGUAAACCAAAGUUUUUUGUUUUUUUAACACUUUAUUUUUGGACACUGCACUGCUCUGUUCUCAGUGUAUCUCAGCACAUGCUCGUGGGUCACGCUGAAGGUUUUCAGCAACUUUCACAACCAAAGCUCUAGAGUUUGAGAUUCACCGCUUUAAGAAGCCAAAUCACUGCUAGUGUGAGAAGACCGAAUCGAGAGAGAAUCUGAGGGUAAGGGUAUGUUGUUCAGGAAGGAAGUUUUGUGUUGUGGAAAAUGGUCGUGGGUAAGGAUGUUUGUGGAAAAUCUAGGUGGAUUAUUGAAAGUAUGAGAGAAAGACGUCAGUUAAGUCCUAUAAAUGAAAAGUAUCCACUUGUUUUUGGUGCGGGAGAUGUAAGGUGUUGGUUUUCAUAGGUUGCUGUUUCGCGAGCUAGCUGGAUGUUGCGUAAAAGCUUUCAAUGGUAUCGAACCAAUGUGUCGUGUUUUUAUUUAGGGGGUUUUUGUUAUCUUCUGCGUAUUAUCUGCUAUUAUUCUUAUGAUUAUUUAUUUAUGAUCUUAUUGCUGCUACUAUUUACUUUAGAUGCUGCUGUCAGUUUUAUAUGCCCCAAAGGACUUGUUUUUCCUAAACCAAAUGCAUAAACACGGCAACGUGUACACGUUACCAAAUACAUGAACCGUUACCUGUCAAGCGCUCGAUACGAUGGGGAAAUGAAAGCGAGGAAGUUAUCUGAAGAUCUGUAGUUCACAAUGUCAAGUCACAGACUGCAGCGCUCGCACAACUAAUAUGAAUAACCGCAGGUCAUUUUUAUUAAACACACACCGACUGGAUUUAUAUGUAUAUAUAUAUUUGAGCUAGAGUUCAGUCUUUAUUGCACCAUUAACCGUAGCUCAUGCAAGCUCACAUAUGGUUGUAAUUGUCCUCCUGUGUCCGUCCUGCGGUGGAUGAAUUUGGGUUUUUGAAAUCGGGUCAAAAAGGAUGAACAUGCGGAUUUGUUCAAAAAGAAUGUGCUGUAUUGCUACACCGCUCCUGUUAAAGAGACAGUUCACCUAAAAACACAACUUCUUUAAUCAUUUACUCACCCUCAUGUCAACCUGUGUGACUUUUUCUCUUCUGCAGAACACAAACGAUGACAUUUUGAAGAACGUUGGUAACCAAACAACAAAAAUAUUCCUGUUUUACGACACAAGGCUGAUCUUGUUUUUCCAGAUGCUCCAACAUAGACACGCAAUACGGGUCGAUGUAAUAGUUUAUAUUAACUAAACAUUUUCUAACAUGGCUUGCCAUCAAUGUGACUUCGAUCUCUUGUUGAAAUUCAUCACAGAUAUCGUGAUACCUGCCUGUCUGUCUGUCCGUCCGUAAUUCUCUCGGUAGACCUCACUGCAGCAUUACGCAUCAUAGGUGUCAUCAAUAAAACAUUGUAACCAGUGACGUUGUUUGUAAAUGCUGGAUUGUUGCUCUGAGGAUGCAGGGAAUGUUAUGUAUGUACAGGCCUGUGAUGGGUGAAACCUCACACCCUUCUGAUCAAAACUCAACAUGACAUCUAAUGCUUUAUUUUCACUCUUCUCAUUCUGUUAACACACACACACACACACCUCCCUUUGGUUUUAAUGGACGUUUUCUGGCACUUUUUUGCUUUCAACCCUUAUUUUAACUUGAAGCAUCACUCUUCUGUUUUUUUAACUAGAGGUUUUUAUCACAUGUAUCCUAAACUCUGUCUGACAACACCAAACGAACAUGUACAGAGAUGUAAAGCAAACCUGUAGUUUCCAUAGCAUUAUUAUGUGUGUGUGUGUUGCGCAUCACUGCUUUUAUUCUAGCGUGCUCUUCCAUCAUGUCAUAUGAUGGUAAAUCCAGUCUUUAAAUAUUAGAAUUGUAGUUGUUUUUGAGUUCUCGUAAGGACGCCCCACCUGUAAGCAAACCAAAUACUCACUAUGCAGUCACUCAGAACAAAACCGGUCGCUUUUCCCUUGAACUUCCUGUAAAUGCACGCAACUACUGGAGAGACGGAGAGAAUCCCGAGCGUCUCUUUGGUCUCCGUGAUGUGUGAGGGAAUUUCUGAUCGAUAGUGUUUUCUUUGUUGUUUUCUAAAAUGAGCUGACAUAUUUAAGGAUUGUACUGGGGUUGGUAGUUUGUCCAGUGCUGUAAGUAUAUCAAUUGCAUGUUAUGAUCUUCGAAGUAACUGCCGUUGAUCUUUACACUUCGUUUGGGGGGAGGGAGACGUGUAAACGUUUAUCUUUAUUUAUGAUUUUUACAUAUAUAAAAAAUAUAUUUUCUGUACGUUUUUUUCACCAAAAUAUCGUGUUUUUAGAAAAAGACACACUUUUGCCUUUUUAUGUCUCCUUGUUUUGAUCUGCUUAUGCAUUAUAGAAAUUCUACUUGUUUGAUUUUUGUUUGUGUUGUAUGUUUAGUCGUUUGUGUUCAUCUGUAUUUGUGUUUGAUCUUACAAGAGAGUGCUAAGAGAGGUUUUAGCGAGCAAGAUAUUGCGUCUUCACCUGUUAGGAAACCAAACGUGUUGGUUUUGUUUUUAAAAUACCGUUUUGUCUUCACAAUGUUAUUACUCUUCAGGGUUAAGAUUACACCAAAUUAAAAAGAGUCGAGUGGGACAAAUCGCGAGACGUUUGACGUUUGCUACAAAGGUGUGUCUUUUUCUGUAGAAGCCAAGCAAUCGCUUUAUUGCUUUGAUGUUCAUUUUUUCAGAUUUGUACAUUUAUUUUUGUUUGUGUAGUAAGUUUUUCGCCCAGAGCUGUUUUGCUGUAUGGUUAGAAUGUGUCUUUGUGGAAAUCUCACUAUUUGUAGCUGCUGCUGUACUGGAGGUUUUAUUUUAAUAUAUAUAUUUUUUUGACGUGAUGAUGAAUUUAGAACCAUGUAGUUCACAAAAUCUGUUUGAUUGGUUUAGAAAUGUUUAGACCUGCUAAUUCUGUACUCUGUUGUUGUUGGCAUCUUUACACCGCUCGAAAAUAUAUUGUAAUGUUUGAUUAGAAAUGCUUUCGUGCCAACAACAGACAAUACGAAUAUACGGACGUUAUAGAAUACAGAUAUUAUGAUGCAACGUUUUCACUCUUUUCUGGAAGAAAUUCGAUAUUUGAUGUGGUAUGUAAAAAAAUAAGACUGAACCUCAACAUCCAAGCACGAAUAAUGUGUCUUUGAUGAAUAUUGAUCUUUUUUAUUUAUUUAUUUUUAUUGCUUUCUUUCUGUUUUGGGUUCUUAGCCUGGAACAAAAGUAUCCCAAACUGUUGUAUUGAGAGACAGCCAUCACCGUUUUAUCAUCACAGUUUUACCCACUUGUUUUGUUUCUCUAUUUCAAGUGAAAGAAAUGCCAUUAUAUUGUGAAUACCUCAGGAUUUUUUUGGGAAAAAUUCAAAACACAAAAACCUAAAACAAAUAAAAUGCAAAAAACUG